UAAUGAUAAUAAUAUUUAUUGCUCAUAUCUGUGGAUGUACAUGGCAUGGAAUAGCACAUUAUACUACAGCAUUUUCAUGGUUAGAUGCCUAUAAUUUAAGAGAUAGAACUAAUGGUACUCGUUAUAAUUAUUCAAUUUAUUGGGCUACUAUGACAAUGACAACCGUUGGUUAUGGAGAUAUUACAGCAUAAAAUGAUCUUGAAUUAUUAAUCAAUAAUAUCACAAUGUUUGUUGCAAGCAUAGUUUUUGCAUAUUCUGUUAAUAGUAUAGGAAUAUUUGUAUCAAAUAUGUAUAAAGGUACUAUGGAAUAUAGUAGAUCAGUUACACUAAUUAAUACUUUUAUGUCUAAAAAUAAAAUUUAGUUUGAUCUUUAAACAAGAAUAAGAAGUUAUUUAGAAUAUAUUUGGUAAGAAGAAUAGGAAAUGAAUGAUGAUGAAGUUGGUUCUAUUGUUAAAAAAUUGAGUAGACAUCUUUAAGAUGAAUUAUAAUAUGAAUUAAGAGGAAAUAUUCUUAAAAAUUGUAAAAUUGUUAUGAAGUUAUUUUCUGAAUAGUUUGUUAAAAAUCUUCUUUAAUCUAUGGAAGAAUUAUCAUUUAGUCCAGAAGAGAGAAUAAUUACAUGUAAUUAAAUAGAUGAUUGUUCAUUGUAUAUAAUUACAAAAGGUGAAGUGGAACUAUUAUUUUCAGGUAAAAAUUAAUUAGGAGAUAUUAUAAAAAGAAACUCAAUUAGAUUAUUAAAAUAAUAUGAAUGUUUUGGUGAAGUUGCAUUCUUUACAGGAAAUGCUAGGACAGCAACUGCAGUAUCUAAAGGAUUUACAAGAGCAUUUAAAAUAAAGAGAGAAUAUUUCUUAGCUAUUUUAUAAUCAUUUCCAAAUGAUUAUGAAAAGUUUUGUGAUGCUAGAGAUAGAUUAAUAAAUAAUGAAUUUUCAUCUCUAUAAUUAAAUUGUUAUAGUUGUAAUAGUAAUAGACAUCUCAUUAAUAAUUGUCAUAUAUUACAUUUUUGUGCAGAUUAAGAAAAGAUACUUAAAAAAGAAUUAUUCCCAAUUGAAUAACGUAGAAGUAUGGCAUUCAAUAGAACUAAAAAGACAAAAGGUGUUUGUGCCUUUAAUAUGUAGAAAUACUAUUCUGAUAGAGCUCGUGAUUUAAUAUAAGAUAUUUAUUAAUAAGAGAGAGGUGGAACUGAUAUUGAAGAUGGAGAUUCUCAUACUAUGCCAAUAAAUGAUGCAUAUGAAGAUGAUGAUGGUAAUUAUAUAUAAUUAUUAUCAUUAUUUAAUUAGAUUUACCUUCCUCAAUUAAUCAAUAAAGAAGUUAAUCAAGAACUAUGAGUAAAUUAAGUUAAAAGUAAUAACAAACAUAGGACAUUGAUGAUGAUCAUUAAUAAAACAAAGCAUAUCUUCGUAAAUCAUAUCCUCCAAGAUAAACUGUUUAAACAGCUGGCUUUGGAGGAACAAAUCCUAAAAAUAAAGAAAGUAUUUACUUUAUCUAAUACAUUAUAAGUUACAUGGAAUGUAGAAUAAUUAAGUGAUUCUUUAGAUUCAUCUGAAGAAUAAGAUUAAGUUGUAGUUCCUUUACAAUAAAUAACUCAAUAAAAAUCAAAUGAACUUAUUAAUAAAUAAUAAACACCAAAGAAAUAAUUAUCAAGAAGUGGUUCUACAGAUGAUCCAUCUAAAGUUCCUACAGAAAUUCGUCUAGCAAAAUAAUAAAUAUAAUCUAAAAAUUAAUCUGAUCUUGAAAUUCGACAUGCUUUAUCAAGAGAACAAGCUAGAAAAAUUACUGGUAGAACAAGAACACAUAAUGAUGAUCCAACUUUAAUCACUGAUAAUUUAACUUAAAAUAAUGCAGGCUAGUUAUUAUAAGCUCCUACUAUUACUACUAUUGUAUUAGCUUUUGAUAAAAUGUGUAUUUUUUAGUUCUAUUAACCUUUUAAUAAUUAUGAUGCUGUUAUUAAAAGGUAUUUAUAUUCUAUAUUUCACUAGAUAUUCAAGGGCAUAAAAAUUCUUUGGAAAAAAAAGAACAUAUCCUGAAAAUUCCCUCUAUUCAUUUUAUUUUAUGGCUAUUAAAAAAGGAUUUAAACUCAGAAAAUUAGGUUAAUUAUUACCUUCUGGAUUAUAAAGAUUCUCUGCUGGUUCUAAAUUUCUUAAAAAACCAAUCAAAAGAUUGAAAUAACCAACAUUAGCAGAAAAAAGUGAUAUUUUUGUUUAAAUUAAAUGA
Paramecium sonneborni is the source of this 2208-nucleotide messenger RNA. The record is from the annotation of a GenBank genome assembly. Lineage: Eukaryota; Ciliophora; Oligohymenophorea; Peniculida; Parameciidae.